AUGUUCUCACCGAGAGGCGUCGCCUUCCCUGCUCUCUCCCUCCGUCCUCCUUCCCCUGCAAAACCCCUUAACCUAACUAACCUACCUAGCCUCGCGAUCCUUCGACCAGUCGACCAUCAGCCUCGCGCCUCCGAAUCCCUCCUCCCCCUCCCCCCUCCGCUCCUCCCUUCUCCUGGCUCGCCCGCAGCCCGGCCGAAUCUCCUCGCUCCACUCCGCCGACGCGCGCCGGUCCUCUCCCCGCUCUCCGACCCGACCGCCCUCGCCGCCCACCUCUCACUCCGGCCUCUCCUCCUUCACCGCGCCAACUCCGCCUCGCGCGCCUCGACCGUCCUCUCCUCCGCCGCCUCCAUUCCCCGCCUCCUCCUCUUCUCUCCCCCCCGACUCAACCUCCGCGCGCCAUCGCGAGUGGAACACCCACACGCCCCCAGCCGCCGAUUUGCAUCCGCCCACACGCCCCGGAGCCCCCCGCGCCCGCGCCUCGGCCCCUGCCGCGCCGCAUCUACGGCCGCCCGAGGCAGUCCGCCGCCCUCGUCCUCGGCGCCUCGCCGCCGCGCUCGAGCGGCGGCGGCGCGAGAUCGGCUCCCCCCUCCCCCGCCCGCGGUCCCCGCAGUUCCCCUGGCGCGGAGUUCAACAAGCCUCGCGAGGAGAUCCCCUAAAACUUCGCGCGGGUUCGCCGGGGUGGUGGAGGCGGUGCCGACGCCGUAA
Messenger RNA from Ananas comosus (pineapple), 705 nucleotides. Its product is annotated as protein enabled homolog. The transcript has a single exon. Bases 1 to 705 code for a protein of 234 amino acids. The record is from RefSeq and is a predicted model, not a curated record. Lineage: Eukaryota; Viridiplantae; Streptophyta; Magnoliopsida; Poales; Bromeliaceae.